This is a messenger RNA of Tilletiopsis washingtonensis, 2826 nucleotides long. RefSeq names its product DAO-domain-containing protein. The transcript has 7 exons. NCBI's taxonomy places the organism in Eukaryota, Fungi, Basidiomycota, Exobasidiomycetes, Entylomatales. Gene Ontology annotation, molecular function: glycerol-3-phosphate dehydrogenase (quinone) activity; calcium ion binding. The record is from RefSeq and is a predicted model, not a curated record. Gene Ontology annotation, cellular component: glycerol-3-phosphate dehydrogenase (FAD) complex; mitochondrion. Gene Ontology annotation, biological process: glycerol-3-phosphate metabolic process. The coding region runs from base 130 to 2691 and encodes 853 amino acids.
GCACUCCUCUGUGCUCAUCCGUGGCUGCUGCUCGUAGCGCCCCCAGCGCCGCCUUCGCCGCCGCCGCUGCCCGCUGCGCGUGCACUCCGCCGCCGCCUCCACAUCCCUGCCCCCGACUACGCGCGUGCCAUGCUGCGCCGCUCCGUCGCCGCCGUGCCGCGUGCCGGCGUGCGCCAUGCCAGCUCCAACGCUGCUGCUGGCCCCAGCGCCCGCUCGCGGCGCGUGCUCUACUACGGCGGCGCCGGUGGCCUGGCGCUUGCCGCCGCUGCGGCGGCGCUGACGAUGGGCACGGCGCACGCCGACGAGCGCGAGGUGCGGCAGGGCGUCAAGGGCGACGUGCGCCCGCACCCGCUCUGGUCGCCGCCCACGCGCGCCCAGAUGCUCGCCGCGCUCAAGGCGUCGUCGGCCGCCGGCCUGCGCCCCGAUGCGGCGCGCUCCAGCGAGGACAACCUGUCGCUCGGCACGCCCGCCAAGGACGCGCAGAGCUCCACGCCCAGCCCCGCCGCGCGCGCCGACAGCGGCGGCAAGGCCAUGGGCCGCGACGGCAACGAGGACGGCGAGGGCUUCGACCUGCUGAUCGUCGGCGGUGGCGCCACGGGCGCAGGUGUCGCCGUUGAUGCCACCACGCGCGGCCUCAGCGUGGCGAUGGUGGAGCGCGACGACUUUGGCGCGGGCACCUCGUCGAAGAGCACCAAGCUCAUCCACGGCGGCGUGCGCUACCUGCAGAAGGCCGUCUUUGAGCUCGACUACGACCAGUACAAGAUGGUGCGCGAGGCGCUGCACGAGCGCAAGACGUUCCUGCACAUUGCGCCGUACCUCUCCGAGCACCUGCCGAUCAUGCUGCCCGUCUACCGCUGGUGGCAGGUGCCGUACUACUGGGCCGGCACGAAGAUGUACGACAUGCUCGCCGGCUCGGAGAACAUGGAGUCGUCCUACGUGCUCAGCCGCGGCAAGGCGCUCGAAGCCUUCCCAAUGCUCAAGGCACAGGGCCUUGCCGGCGCCGUGGUGUACUACGACGGCCAGCACAACGACACGCGCAUGAACGUCGCCCUCGCCCUCACGGCCGUGCACCACGGCGCCGUCGUGGCCAACCACACCGAGGUGACGGCGCUGCACAAGAAGAAGGUCGAGGGCAAGCCGGACCAGAUCUGCGGCGCACGCCUGCGCGACGUGCUCACAGGCGACGAGUGGGACGUCAAGUGCAAGGGCGUGAUCAACGCCACCGGUCCCUUCUCGGACGCGCUGCGCAAGAUGGACCAGCCCACCGCGCAGGAGAUUGUGGCGCCGUCCUCGGGCGUGCACAUCACGCUGCCGGGCUACUACUCGCCGCGCGACAUGGGUCUGAUUGACCCGCAGACGUCCGACGGACGUGUCAUCUUCUUCCUGCCGUGGCAAGGCAACACGAUUGCCGGCACCACCGACACGGCCGCGCCCGUCGAGGCACACCCGCACCCCAAGGAGGAGGAGAUCCAGUGGAUCCUCGACGAGGUGCGCAACUACCUUUCGCCCGACAUUAAGGUCCGCCGCGGCGACGUGCUGAGCGCCUGGAGCGGCCUGCGCCCGCUGGUUAAGGACCCCGACGCGAAGGACACGCAGUCGCUCGUGCGCAACCACAUGAUCAACGUCUCCGACAGCGGCCUGCUCACGAUUGCCGGCGGCAAGUGGACGACGUACCGCGAGAUGGCCGAGCAGACGGUGGACAAGGCCAUCGAGUCGUUCGGCCUGAAGCCGGUGCGCGGCUGCGUCACCAAGGAGACGCGCCUGCUCGGCAGCCACGGCUGGAGCAAGACGAUGUACGUCAAGCUGCUGCAGCGCUUCGGCCUCGAGACGGACGUGGCGCGCCACCUCUCCGCCACGUACGGCGACCGCGCCUGGAGCGUGUGCAGCAUCACCGAGGCCACGGGCCGCCGCUGGCCGGUGCACGGCAAGCGCAUCGACCCGCUCUACCCGUACAUCGAGGCCGAGGUGCGCUACGCCUGCCGCUCCGAGUACGCCGCCACGGUGCCCGACUUCAUCGCGCGCCGCACGCGUCUCUCCUUCCUCAACGCCGAGGCGACGGUGCAGGCCAUGCCGCGCAUCAUCGACCUCAUGGCCGAGGAGCUGGGCUGGGACGCCAAGCGCAAGGAGCGCGAGUACAAGGAGGGCAUCGAGUUCCUCGGCUCGAUGGGCAUCCAGCCUGCGCGCCUCGAGCAGCUCAAGGGCGUGAGCCUCGACGAGAUGCGCAAGGUGGCCGAGGGCAAGAAGAGCGCCUCCUUCUCGCACCUCGCCUCGGCCGGCAGCCUCGACUCCAACGACCAGCAGGCCACGCUGCUCUCGCGCGCCACUUUCUCGAGCGAGGAGCUGACUGACCUGCGCAAGCGCUUCAACUCGCUCGACGUCAAUGCCGACGGCAAGGUCGACUCGCGCGACCUCAAGGAGGUGCUCUCACGCCUGGGCUACAAGGACGUGCGCGACGAGACGAUCUCGGGCAUUCUCUCGGAGGUCGACUCUGCCAAGUCGGGCCAGCUGCACUUCGAGGAGUUCCUCGACGUGUGCGCCGGCGUCAAGGAUGCGCGCAUGACGAACGCCUUCACGGACAUUGUUGAGGAGGCCUCGAAGCACGACCCCGUCGGCUCGCAGGCCAAGGAGCAGAGCGCACGCCGCGACGAGCGGCGCACGGUGCCCGUCGAGAAGAGCGGCGGCGGCUGGUGAGCGCGCUUGAAGGACAGAGAGGCACAGGCUGGGAGAUGGGAGGGACGAGCCGCUGGAGCUGGUUGCACUACUUUUCCAAUUGCCACGACGGGACGCUGCUAGCAAUCGAUGCGCUUCACUCAGACCAAUCACAGC